This is a messenger RNA of Saccharomyces mikatae IFO 1815, 984 nucleotides long. RefSeq names its product trifunctional aldehyde reductase/xylose reductase/glucose 1-dehydrogenase (NADP(+)) (gene GRE3). The transcript has a single exon. The coding region runs from base 1 to 984 and encodes 327 amino acids. Gene Ontology annotation, molecular function: aldose reductase (NADPH) activity. NCBI's taxonomy places the organism in Eukaryota, Fungi, Ascomycota, Saccharomycetes, Saccharomycetales, Saccharomycetaceae. The record is from RefSeq and is a predicted model, not a curated record. Gene Ontology annotation, cellular component: cytosol.
AUGUCUUCAUUAGUCACUUUAAACAAUGGUUUGAAAAUGCCCCUAGUCGGCCUAGGAUGCUGGAAAAUUGACAAAAAAGUAUGUGCCAACCAAAUAUAUGAGGCUAUUAAACUAGGAUACCGAUUAUUCGAUGGUGCUUGUGACUAUGGUAACGAAAAGGAAGUUGGUGAAGGGAUCAGAAGAGCGAUUUCUGAAGGUCUUGUUGCUAGGAAGGAUGUAUUUGUCGUUUCUAAGUUAUGGAACAAUUUUCAUCAUCCUGAUCACGUCAAAUUAGCUUUGAAGAAGACGUUGAACGACAUGGGGCUUGAUUACUUGGACUUGUAUUAUAUUCAUUUCCCAAUUGCCUUCAAAUAUGUUCCCUUUGAAGAGAAGUACCCACCAGGAUUCUACACAGGUGUAGAUGACGAAAAAAAGGGCCAUAUUACUGAAGCACACGUUCCGAUCUUAGAUACGUACCGGGCUUUGGAAGAAUGUGUUGACGAAGGUUUGAUCAAGUCCAUUGGUAUUUCUAAUUUUCAAGGGAGUCUGGUUCAAGAUUUGUUGCGUGGCUGUCGGAUCAAGCCUGUAGCUUUACAGAUCGAACAUCAUCCUUACUUGACCCAAGAGCAUUUAGUAGAGUUUUGUAGGUUACACAAUAUCCAGGUAGUGGCUUAUUCGUCCUUUGGUCCUCAGUCAUUCAUUGAGAUGGACUUACAAUUGGCGAAGACCACACCAACUUUAUUUGAGAAUGAUGUAAUCAAGAAGAUCUCACUAAAUCACCCAGGUAGUACUACCUCUCAAGUCCUUUUAAGAUGGGCAACCCAAAGAGGUAUUGCUGUCAUUCCAAAAUCUUCUAAAAAAGAAAGAUUACUUGGCAAUUUAGAAAUUGAAAAGAAGUUUACUUUAACAGAGCAAGAGCUGAAGGAAAUUUCUGCUCUGAAUGCGAACAUCAGAUUCAACGAUCCGUGGACUUGGUUAGAUGGUAAGUUCCCCACUUUUGCCUGA